Molecule: messenger RNA, 4420 nt
Organism: Megalops cyprinoides (Indo-Pacific tarpon)
Lineage: Eukaryota; Metazoa; Chordata; Actinopteri; Elopiformes; Megalopidae
Gene: b4galt1l
Product: DP-Gal:betaGlcNAc beta 1,4- galactosyltransferase, polypeptide 1, like
Exons: 6
Coding region: 650-1732 (360 amino acids)
Biological process (GO): carbohydrate metabolic process; protein N-linked glycosylation
Molecular function (GO): cytoskeletal protein binding; beta-N-acetylglucosaminylglycopeptide beta-1,4-galactosyltransferase activity
Source: RefSeq, a predicted model, not a curated record
UGCGGGUAGUUAGCGGUAGUGUCGCCGCAAGAGGACAGAAGGAAACGUUGAAGUAGUUGCUGUAAUAAGUUGUCUAGAUAACUAGCUAGUCUAAAUUUUGUAAUCCGUUUAAGAAUACAACAUCAUCCGGAGUCGUCUUGUUUUUUUGUUAGUUUUUCCUACGUUUGCUGUGCUACUUCGAAGACGUGCGGGGAACGUUCAAUUCAGACGAAUGAACAGGCUAGUUAGCCAUCAAGCUAAUUCAGAUAAACUCGGACAGAGAUACUGUUGGCACACUAAAAUGUCUAUUUAGCUUUCUAACAAACUGGAUAGCGACUAGUUUUAAGUAAUUGGCUGUAUGUAUUUUUUUUCGGAAGAGUUUACAACUUUCUUAGGUAGCUUGCGGUAAGCUAGCUAACAACAUAUUUUACGUGCUGGGAAGUUUGGUGUCUGGACUAGCCCUGUGAGCUAGCUGGCUAUCUAGCGGAGGACGUGUCUAAAAUCUAUUUCGUCAUUUAGAUAUUGAUUAAAUAUGUGUCUCACUUCAUGCUGUUAUUGUACAAUGGAAUGGCGAACUAGCUAGUUUAGAUGUAUAGGCUAUUUGUGUAGUUUGCUUUUAUGUUUUUUAAUUAGGUAGCCAAUUGUCUUUUCAGUUUUAAAAGGAAGUAUCAUGCGCGACUCAAGUGUAAAUUUUAGCUUUCUUCAUAAAACAUGCACACUGGUUGUGCUUCUCUGCUUUCUUCAUAUUUCAGUUACUGUAUUUUAUUACGUAAAAUCUCUCGAUUUGCGUGUAACGUUUGUGCAAAAUCAGCAAUCACGUUUACAGAAACAAAGCCAAAUUAAGGUAACGUUGAACAACUCAAUAAAGCAGAAGACCUUGGACACGGUUGAAAAAAAGGCUGAUCCACCAAACGCUCCGGGAGAUAUCAAAGAACUUCAGAAAUGUCCCGAUACAUCGCCGCUCCUCGUGGGCCCGCUGAGGAUCGAGUUCGGGAGCCCCGUCACCUUGGACCUGGUGAAGGAGGAGAACCCUGGUCUCGAGGAAGGGGGCCGCUAUAAGCCCAAGGACUGCGUCGCCCUGCAGAAGGUCGCCAUCAUCAUUCCUUUCCGGAAGCGUGAUGAGCACCUCAAGUACUGGCUGUACUACCUCCACCCCAUCCUGCAGAGGCAGCAGCUGGACUACGGCGUCUACAUCAUCGCCCAGGAUGGAGAGGAGGUGUUCAACCGGGCCAAGCUGCUUAACAUCGGCUACAUGGAGGCCCUGAAGGAGUACGACUACGACUGCUUCGUCUUCAGCGACGUCGACCUGAUCCCCAUGGAUGACCGCAACACCUACAAGUGCUUCAGCCAGCCCAGACACCUGUCCGUGUCCAUGGAUAAAUUUGGCUUCAGAUUGCCGUAUAUCCAGUACUUCGGAGGAGUGUCCUCAAUGAGCAAGGAGCAGUUCCUGAAGAUCAAUGGCUUUCCCAACAACUAUUGGGGCUGGGGAGGAGAGGAUGAUGACAUUUACAACAGGUUGAGCUCCAGAGGCAUGACCAUAUCCCGCCCCAACGGACAGAUCGGGAGGUGCCGGAUGAUCCGUCACGACAGAGACAAGAAGAACGAGCCCAACCCUCAGAGGUUUGACAGAAUCGCCCACACCAGAGAGACGAUGAACCGGGACGGCAUCAACUCGCUAACGUACGAGGUCACACGCGUGGAAAAGGACAAGCUGUACACCAAAAUCACCGUAGACGUGGGCAGGCCAACAUGACCUCCGAGAGGGACAGCAGCGCAAACUCUGGGAAUCUCUGUGGAGUAUUUUUUUAACUAUGGAAGCAGUAGCCAAAUGUGCCUUGACAUAAUUUUGUAAGUGAAUAUGCUUUGGACUUCCUGGACCUUGAAAGUGAAGGACCUGUCGACAAGUCAAUAACUACACCCCCGCCCCGCCCUCAGGCGUUUUUUUUUUUCUUUUUCUUACUGCGUUUGCACAGCCGACAGUGAAUUGCACUGGGGUCAGGAUCGUUUCAUUUUUCUUCUGUUCGAGAGAAGGAACUUCGGGUUUAAUUUCACAUAUGUGGGCAUAAGGAAACAAUUGGUGGGAACUUGAUAUGUGUUUUUAUCUUAUGAUUUUUUUUUUUUUUUUUGGACACACCCAAUGUUGCCUUAGAAGACUCAGCUGCAGAGUGAAGUCAUUGUGAGCCAUACAUCUGAAUAGGAUCUCCCCUCCAGUGAUUGGGAAUCCUAUUUCAGAUUAAGAUGUUCAAAGAAUUUCUUUGUAAAUUGUGUUGUGUCUUGUAUGUGCAUCUCUCUUUUUCAUGUAAUAACUGGAAUGUAGACUUGGGGCUGUGUAUGUUUGGGGUGUGCUUUGGGGGCCCUGCUGAAUUUGAGGAAUGUUGUUGGUCACAUACUGUGCUGACGCGGAGGGAAAGGAAGGGAAGAAGAAGUGAUAAAAAUGUUUAGAAAAGCAGAGCUGGAAGAGAAAAGAGCAGAAGCUGGAGUGAACAAAGCCGAAACACUAUCGGGGAAAUUUGAUCUGCAGCGAAAUGAGAUUUUAGAGUUACCCAUUAACAGAUUUACCUGCGCUUGAGUGGUGGUUUUUUCCUCCCGCAGGGAAGCACCUGGGAGAUCGACCUGGGCCUCCUCCGGGGACACCUCCCCUUGCGUUCCCAGGCUGUCCCGCCUCCUGCUCCCAUUGGUCAUGAGCGAUCGUGGGCCGGCCUUGUUUAUCCCGGCUGGGCCUGGCACCGCGGUGCGUUGCCGGAGCCCAAACACGUUCUGCCGGGUCGCAGUGUUGCGUGUCCCAGGUGAGGGGUGACUCUCCGGACCCAUGCCCCGGGGUUCCACAGGCACAGAACUGCCCCAGGUCAGUUUGGAUUUGGGGAGCAAUUUCCCCUCAUCUCUCAUCAGAGGAUUUUGAGGUGGCCGUUUUAUUUGAGCCAGACAGCAGUGAUGCGGUCGCUUUGAGAUGAGUAGCUCCAGAUGCAGAGAUGGAGAGAGAGAGGCACAGGCCUAGGUCAAACUGAAACUCGUACUUCACCAAAAGUGCUUUCUGAGCUGUUCCACUUACUUUUAUUUUAUUUUUGGGUAUUUCGUCAUGUUUAGUUUUUUUUUUUUUUUUUUUUCCAAAGUUUGAAAUUCUGAACCUACUGCAAUAUUGUUUUGGGGGCCAUGGUGUAUGGAAACAAAAGGAAGACUUGAAAGAAUAUGUCUGCUUGCUAAACUGCUCUGUUUUUUUUCUUGCUAGUUUUCUUUUUCCGCGCUUAGCGGCUGCUUUUGAUGUUGCAGAUCGUCUAAAUUAUGUUGCCUUUAUCUGUUGUAAUGAAGGUCUCUCAGCAGAUGUCCUGAACGUUGGGCGAAAUGCAGAAGCAGGUUUCACUUGCAGUUUGCAGUCACAGCUGGAAAAGGAGAAAAGCCAUUGACUAUUCUAUUAGCGAAGGCCUAACGUUGGUUACCCUGCAAAUGUCCAGAUGUCAGCGAUAACCCCCUCCCCCUGACUGCGUCUCUGAUACAAAGACACGGCAGUGUUUGCUUUCCCCCCCAACGGGGCUCAAAGGAUUUCCUUUCCAGGAAGAUAAAAUGCAUUUGCUUACCUUCGCUUGGUCCCUGGCCUUUUAAAAAGUCGGCGUUUGAUGUACGCUCUAAUUAAUACGUACAGCACUGUGCUGUGUGCUGUGCGUGUGCGAGUGUUUCCAUGUGUGCACCAAACGCUGAUGCAGAAAGCAGGGCCAGCGGCCCAAGUCCUCAGCUGCGUGUGUGAGUGUUUUUCCGCAUGGCUGUUAGCAGUCUGAGUAGUCAAGAAGAACAUUCAGGCCCUUCUUACCAACCCAGACAGAAGGGGCCAUCUGUGUUCGUGUGUGUGUGUGUGUGUGUGUGAGUGAGAGAGAGAGAGAGUAUAAGAGGGUUUAUUGGGGGGUGAUCAUAAAGAGAAGCGCAUGCCUCUGUGUGGUCCGCUUGUUGCACACUGACCUGGCCCAAGAGGAGAGAGCAGCCCCUGAAGCUGAGAGAGGGGAGCUGGGGUGUUGUGUGGACAGAAUGGAGACCCUGCUGAUACUGAAUUCUCACUGGCUCCCUGAAUACAAGACUGAUUUCCUUUAAAAGCCUUCCUCGCUCGCUGUGUCUGUCCGUGCGUUUGGACAACGGCUUCCCGUUCGCAAAGCCGGCAAAGUUUGUCGAGUUCGUUUUAAAAGGGAGUUUAAUAAACGGUGAAGCAGUGAAAUUUCUGAGCUCAGAUGCGAGAGGGCCCGCACUGCCGUGCCAUGUUCAUACCAGCUGGCAGGAUUCCGAGGGGUUGAGGGGUUCUUUUACAGAAACGCGGAUGCUGGUUAGCGGAGGUGGAGGUGCUGCUGUUUUAAUUUGUGCUGCCAUAGUGUACACUGUGCUGUGAUAAAGCGGCACUGUGGCCAUCUUUGGGUGUUCUUUAAGAAAAAUAUUCUGGGUUUCUCUGGGAGAUUUUUUUCCA